GCCCUCCUGGCAAUGGUCCUCCUCGCAAUGGUCCUCCUCGCAAUGGUCCUCCUGGUAAUGGCCCUCCUGAUAACGGCGGCCCUCCUGGCAAUGGUCCUCCUCGCAAUGGUCCUCCUGGCAAUGGUCCUCCUGGCAAUGGUGGUCAUGAACUCCCAGAGUAUUUCGAGCCAGAGGUUACUCAAGAUUAUGUCUUGAGAGAUGUACAUGUGUUGCCCAAUCGGCCUGCUGGUCAACAUGCAACAAGGCACACACACUUGACAUCCCACGAGAAGCUCAUGCUCUUCUUGGUCUUUCAACGACUUCGAGACACAGCAGAGCCCCGUUAUCAGCUGACUGUGGGUGACUGGCAGGGUUUCCUUAACGCGCUUUUCGACAAUUGGAACUCCCGCUUUGAUCCCCCUGCCAACCCGGAACUUCCUACCCGCCUGAGGAAACAAACUCAGUUGGAGGUGGGUACACUCAAGCAGGACCAUCCUCCUUCGAUCGCAAGGCAACGAUCCGGCGAUCUUGGAGUGGGCGAUAUGCGCAAAAAAGCCGAGAAGGUCUCCCUUGGUUUGUCACUCAACUACGAAACCGGUUCAGUCCUGUGGACGUGGUCCGACUCGAACAAGCAAGGCGUCAGCCACCAGUACGUGACUCUGGACCCUGGCAAUACUGAGGUCAGCAUCCGUCAGGAUCUUAUCCGGCAAUAUGAUUUUUGGGAGCGUCAACGUAUCAAACAGUACAAUAAAGAUCUUCUUGUGUCCUGUUGCCGCCGAAUCAUCAAGCGAUGGGUCCAUGAGGGCACUGAGCGCAUUGGUCUCCUGAACCGCGACGAAGAGCCCCAACUGGAGACACUGGUGCUUGCUUGUGACAUUGUGCGUUCCGAUGCUGCCCGACUGACAGAGGUCUCGCGACUGGUUGAUAGUCUUGCGCUUGGUAAUGGAAGUGUGUGGUAGUCCCGAGCGCGUCAAUCAGUACCGUUCUAUUCUAGUUGAGCUUCCGUUUAGGGCUGCGAUGGGAAGGGGUCAAUGAGUGCAACAGGUCAUGUAGACGGGAGUGAUACCACAAGAUGAUAUCUAUAAAUGUUCAUCCCCUAUCGGGAAGUUAGCCUAGAUCAAUGAACCCUGUACAAAACUUGAUGAGCUCUCUGGAC
Molecule: messenger RNA, 1135 nt
Organism: Fusarium oxysporum Fo47
Lineage: Eukaryota; Fungi; Ascomycota; Sordariomycetes; Hypocreales; Nectriaceae
Exons: 1
Coding region: 276-938 (220 amino acids)
Source: RefSeq, a predicted model, not a curated record